UAUUGAGACACAUACACUGAUCAUAUCAGUGGUGUUCUAGUAAUUCUUUCUUUUUCUUCUUCUUAUUAUUAUCAUCAUCGUCGUCGUCGGCCGGACAUGCCACGGAAGAUACUUUCGAUGGGGAGGAAGCUUUUCCGAUUGUCCCGCAAAGACAAAGAAAUUAAAUUAGCGAAAAGAGAGUUAGAAGACUACGAUGCCCUACACGCCCCCAUAUUGAUGGCCGCCAAACACAAACAAAAUAUCGACUACUCUACCCAACAACAACACCUUCACCUUGCGGCCAUCACCAUCCAAGCAUCCUUCCGCCGUCACCUCGCUAGAAGAGCACGCAGGGCGUUGAGAAGCCUAGUAAAAUUGCAGGCCCUGGUAAGAGGAGUGGUGGUGAGGCGCCAAGCCCGAAUUGCGCUGCAAUGCAUGCAAGCCUUGGCCCGACUGCAAAUCACCGUUCGGGCCCGCCAAUUGCACCUCCUCCUUUGAUUCUGCGCUAAAUUAUAUAUUUCUUUCCCGUGUAUCUAUUUAUUUUUUCACAAAAUUUUAGAAAUAUUAGUAUUAUAUUGGGAUGUGGUAUGAAUAAAGUAAAAAGACUAAAAUAACUUUAUUAUUAUUAUUGUGUGAUA
Molecule: messenger RNA, 617 nt
Organism: Andrographis paniculata
Lineage: Eukaryota; Viridiplantae; Streptophyta; Magnoliopsida; Lamiales; Acanthaceae
Product: protein IQ-DOMAIN 20
Exons: 2
Coding region: 97-477 (126 amino acids)
Molecular function (GO): protein binding
Source: RefSeq, a predicted model, not a curated record